Molecule: messenger RNA, 540 nt
Organism: Kockovaella imperatae
Lineage: Eukaryota; Fungi; Basidiomycota; Tremellomycetes; Tremellales; Cuniculitremaceae
Exons: 3
Coding region: 77-376 (99 amino acids)
Source: RefSeq, a predicted model, not a curated record
CUUCUGUCGUCGCGCGCCUCUCAGACGAACGCGUCGCGUCGUCGCGUAAAUCCUUUCGUUUUUGAUCUCCUCCAACAUGACAAAAGGUUUGUGUUUUUUUUUUGAUUCCGUUUGGUUGAUUGGACUUUUGGACGCGUCUCAUUCAAAAUUUCUUUAUAAGCAAAGCCCCAGUCAGUUGUUCAUCAUCUUCUUUCCUAUCCUUCGUUUCAACCACUUGACACAUUUGAUUCGCACCAGGCAUCCUCGACACAUCUUGACGAUUGACGAGAGUGGUAGUGUUAUUUUCACUAGAAACGAUAUAUUUGCCUCCACUUACAGGAUUCUGGACCGUGGACGCGACUUGACUGACCCUCACACACUCAUUUCUUCUUUUUGACGACCUUCCUCCCAUCCCACUUCUCGCAUCAUGGUGAUGUUCGUGUACAAGCGUGAUGGGCGCAAAGAGCCUAUCGCGUUCGAUAAAGUGAGCCAAUGACCCCGAUGGUCGCGUUACCACAGACUGACUUACUGACGAUGAUCGUUCUUCGCUGGUAGAUCACU